Molecule: messenger RNA, 1596 nt
Organism: Exophiala bonariae
Lineage: Eukaryota; Fungi; Ascomycota; Eurotiomycetes; Chaetothyriales; Herpotrichiellaceae
Exons: 8
Coding region: 1-1596 (531 amino acids)
Source: RefSeq, a predicted model, not a curated record
AUGGAUUUAUCGUCCAUCAUUGCAGAAGUACAGGAGAGGCGAGCAGCAUCGAUUCCGUACGAGUGGAAGAUUGCUGAAGGCAAAGUUGACCCCGAGGCCAAGCCUAUUGACUCAAUCAAGCGGGUGGGGAUUCUGAACAACAAAGAAGCCGAAUUGACCGAGAAAAAAGCCACAGAAAUCUUGAAGGAGAUACACUCAGGCGAAUUGACCUCACAAGAAGUGUUAGAAGCCUUCCUAAAGCGAGCAGCAGUUGCACACCAGAUCACGAAUUGUUUGACAGAGUUCUUUCCUGAGGAAGCACGUUUAGUAGCGAAGAGCCUAGAUGAGGAGUUUCAGAAGACUGGAAAGCUCGUUGGGCCGUUGCAUGGUCUACCCAUAGCGAUCAAGGACAUGUACACGGAUGCGUCGCUAGUGAAAGUCAUGAAAGAUGCUGGAGCUAUCAUUUUUGCAAAGACGGCAAUGCCUCAAACUGGCAUGGCAUUGGAGACCAACAGCAACCUCUGGGGUAGAAAUCUGAAUACCCAUAGCACUAAUUUUGGCUCGGGUGGCUCAUCAGGAGGAGACGGGGUGCUUGUUGGUCUAAGAGGAGCACCAGCAGCACCUCUUGCAUCUGACAUAGGCGGGAGCAUUCGAGCGCCAGCAGCAUUCAAUGGGCUCUAUGCGCUUCGUCCAACGUCCGAACGGAUUCCAAGAAAGGGUCUUCGUUCCACAGUUCCGGGACAGAUAUCGAUCAAAACCUCGUGCGGACCGAUAGCACACUCAAUGCAGGAUCUAAAAUUGUUUGCUAAUCUGAUACUGACCCAUCCCACUCUUCCGUUUGAGGGUAGUUGCCCACCUGGCUCAUGGAGAGAAGUCGACACGCCAAGCAGGAAGCUUAAAUUUGGACUUCUCCUGACCGACGGGGUGGUUCAGCCACAUCCGCCCAUUAUUCGAGGUUUGAAAGAGACUGCUGAGAAAUUAACGGCUGCUGGUCAUGAUGUUGUCGAAUUCAAACUUCCGUUUGACGCUUGGGAGGCAUCUUUACUGACGUUCGCGUUGUACUGGCAGACUGGCGCGGCUGAAGCCAAAGCGAAUAUUGCGGAAUCAGGGGAAUCGCCAAUACUCCCCUAUGCAAAAAAUCUGGAGAUAUAUGACACUAAAGCCUUGUCAACGCAGGAGUUAUAUGCACUCAACACCAAGCAAAUGAAUCAUAAGUGGGCAUUUGCCGAAGCCUGGCAAGACGCAAACUCUGAGAACGGGUCUGGACGUCCCUUUGAUGCUAUUUUGUGCCCUGUAUCACCCAUGGCCGCGGUACCUCACGAUUUUCCAGUGUACUGGGGUUACACAUCCCUUUGGAAUCUACUUGAUUACCCCUCAGUGGUUAUGCCGGUUGCAGAUCUUGUCAUCGACCCGUUAAAGGAUGGGAAACCCCGUGACUAUGUGCCGAAGGACAAUCCAUUCGACAAAGAUAACUGGGAAAUUUAUGAAUCCGAAAGGUGGCAAGGCCAGCCGGUGACGUUGCAGGUAGUUGGUCGACCAUAUAUGGAUGAGGAGCUGAUUGCUGUGUGCGAAGCAAUCGACAACGUUAUCCAUAGAAAUGUGAUCAAAGAAGAAUGA